CUCGUUUUAUGCUUGAAGGUUUGCCCGUUCGGAGCUGAUCCACUACGACGGUUUUGCAUGCACCCGCAGAAAACAAUGACAGGAUUUGUGGAGGGGCACUUCCGACGACGAUUUUGCUGGGCUGUAUCAUCAACUACCAAGAGCAUACAAUUAUCUGUGAAAGACCACCCCGGCAAAGCGCUCAAAUUGCUCGGCACUUCUGGGAAAACCUGGACAGAGAGCAUGCCGCCAAAACAAGCGUCGUCGACGCAGAGGCGGAUCAAGAUAACCGCCUCGAAGCAGAUUCGCAACCGGUCACGUCGGCAGCGCCAGGAGAAAGCGGCCGUUGGCAACGACGAUGGCGGCUCCGGGACCGACACUGAAGGUGGUGAUGACGAUGCUGUCGACAGCGCCGCCGUCCAGGAUGAGCAGCGGCACCAGCAGCGGCUCCUGGACAUCUUCCGGGACUCUUUCAGGGCCAACCUCGAAGAUGACGGCUUCACCACAGUCCUCCAGGAGAUCAAACAGGCGCUUUACGAGCGGGAGUUUGAGCGCGCGUUCGCCGAGCCGCGUAAUCUCGAAGUCUAUGCUGCUCGGUGGAGUCCUACGAGGGCCUUGUGCUAUGCUCGCAUAUUUGACGAGAUCCGGGAUGAACUCGAAGGGAUGUUGCAGGGCACAUUGGGCGAACCACACGAGUCUUCUGAUGAGGCGGAAGAUGACGCUGCAGCCGAGGAGGACCAAAAGAACAACACAGCGUACGACGAUGACACCGCCGACGCAGGACUUGCUGCCCAAGCUCAAAAUCUAGAUAUCACGAACGACGGCCAGGUCGACGAAGGAGACGAAAACUCAACGGCACCCGGAAGCCUGCCGCUGCGACUUCUCGCUAUAGGUGGUGGAGCAGCCGAGCUCGUCGCGUUUGCCUCGCACGUAUCCCGCCUCCCGGCAGACCAGUCCGGGCACGCCACAUUACUAGAUGUAGGCCCGUGGGGUGAAGUCGUCCAGACACUUCACAAGCAGGUGACGACACCGCCAGUUCUGUCCAAAUAUGCCAAUGCGGCGGCAAAGGCUGCCAAUGCAGCCCUGAUAACACCUGCGGAGCGCUUCUCUUCCUCCUUUGUCCACAAGGAUGUCCUCGACGUGGCCAGUUCGGCGGCGGACCUGCAGCAACUGCUCGCCCACAACGUUGGUCCCGACAUCCAGGGGCCGCAUUCUCCGGCUGCCGAGGUCGCGGAGCAGACUCCCCAAUCUGUUGCUCCUCUUCCCACCUCGACUCCAGUCAAGACCACUGCCCAGCCUCUCCUGAUCACGCUUCUCUUCACCCUCAACGAGUUGUACACAACCUCCGGCAUCGGCAAGACGACCAAGUUCCUGCGCAAUCUCACCGCCGUCGUGGUACCCGGCACGCUGCUCCUCGUGGUGGACAGCCCCGGCUCGUACUCGGAGGCCAGCGUCGGCAAGGAGGGCGCCAAGAAGAAGUAUCCCAUGCAGUGGCUCCUGGAUCACACGCUACUGCACUCCUCGCAAGAGCGCAGUCGGCGCACGGUCAAGGACAAGGAAAAGGAGGUCGGGGUGGAGACGACACCGUUGCAGCAACAAAAGACGCGAGGUGUCGGCGGUGAGGAGGAGAAGCCACAGGAGCCGCAGAGUAUACCGUCGUCUGAAGGGCCAGCCGCGGACGAGACAAACGAAGACGCUGGCGGCGGGCCUGCCAGGGAAGAGAGAAGAGAAGCAGACGAGGCCAAGAAAGUGGGUAUCACUUGGGAGAAGAUUGAAGAGCAUUCGCAUGAUUCUGUCUGGUUCCGUAUGCCAGAAGGACUGCGGUACCCGAUUCCCCUUGAGAACAUGCGGUACCAGAUGCAUAUGUAUCGAGCGGUCUAGGAUAACGCAAUAUCUUUGGCAAACAGUCAAGACGGUGCUCUCAGGUCCAUGAAUCACAAGGCAUGAUCUACUGAAAAUAUGACCAUGCAUAUAUUGUCAGAAAGUGCACGAACUGAUACUCACGAAUCGGACUGCCGUUGAUGAGGCGCCACACUUCCUCAUCGCCG
Messenger RNA from Microdochium trichocladiopsis, 2027 nucleotides. RefSeq lists its product as uncharacterized. The coding region runs from base 58 to 1860 and encodes 600 amino acids. NCBI's taxonomy places the organism in Eukaryota, Fungi, Ascomycota, Sordariomycetes, Xylariales, Microdochiaceae. The transcript has a single exon. The record is from RefSeq and is a predicted model, not a curated record.